AUGUCCCAUGUUCGCGAAGGGUUGGAUCCAGUAUUCAUCGUGUUUGCGAUGGUUAUGCCACGUUCGCGUAGUGUAAAGGUGAGCAGCUGGGAUCCUGGAGAGUUGUGCUUCGCGUUCCGACAAUCACGAGAGGGGUCUCCUGACAGAUCUGAAUCGAAUGAAAAUGAUAGACUUGCAAAUGAUCAAGCUAUCGAUGAAGCUCUGAAGAAAUUAAUCGCUCAACAGAAACAGCUCAAAGAGCAGAGCGACCGCAUAGAGCAAAUACCUGGAGUGCCACCUAUAAUCAAAGGAAUAGAUAUGGACAAAUACUUACAACAACCUUGGAAGACAAGUGUUGCUCCUCUACCAAUUCUAAAGAAAUUCAAGAUGCCUGAUAUUCCGAAAUAUGAUGGAACAACUUAUCCACGAGAUCACGUAACUGCAUUCACAACUGGAGUAAAAGGCAACGACUUGACCAAAACUGCCAUAAAGUCACAAGUUUUAGCAGAUUUCGUGGAAGAUUUUAGUCAAGGGAUACAGUUAGAAGCAGAAAAACAACUGCAGAUAUUGAACGGAUCUAAUCCAGGUACAUGGAUCUUAUUUACUGACGGUUCAUCAAAUGUAAAAGGAGCAGGUUUAGAGUUGACACGAGAGCUCAGAAUAGAGCACGUAGUAAUCAAAAGCUACUCGCAGCUUGUUGUUAACCAGAUGCAUGGGACUUAUACAGCCAGAGAGGUGAGGAUGGAGCAAUACCUGGAAAAGGAUUGGGAUUUGUACUUGAUCAAGACAAAUUACAAUAAUCUAACUUGGGAUUGGAGGAACGAGAUUGUCAAUUUUUUGCAACAUGGAAUUUCAUAUAAGGAUAAGAAAAAAGCUCAAGCACUUCGCAAAAAAGAUGCUCGCUAUUGUUUAAAUCAAGGCAAUCUUUAUCGAAAAAUGUUUGGUGGUCCUUUAGCAAGAUGCCUCAGGCCUUCUCAAACCGAGUACGUGAUGAGGGAAAUACACGAGGGACAUUGUGAAAAUCAUGCUGGAGGAAGAUCUUUGGUAAAAACCAUGAUUAGAGUCGGCUAUUAUUGGUCAAAAAUUGAAGAAGAUGCCGAAAAUGUUGUGGCAAAAUGUGACAAGUGCCAAAGAUAUGGUAACAACAUUCAUCGACCAGCUGAAUUAUUACAUUCGAUCGUUGCACCAUGGCCUUUUAUGAAGUGGGGGAUGGAUAUCUUACGAGAAAAAGAGGUCAGAGACUUCAUAUGGCAGAACAUCAUAUGCCGAUUCGGGGUACCAAAGGAAAUCGUAUAUGAUAACGGCCUGCAAUUUAUAGGUGCACAAAUCACAGAAUUUUUCCAAAGUUUGCGAAUUAAAAGGAUUACUUCAACUCCUUACCAUCUGGUGGGUAAUGGACAAGCUGAAUCAACAAAUAAAGUCAUUAUCAAGAACUUGAAUAGACUGAAAGAAUCUAAAGGCAAUUGGCCAGAGAUAGGGGAACUAAGUACGAGAUAUAUUCAAGCUACUGAAGAAUCAAAUGAAGAAGAGAUGCAGGUAAACCUGGAUUUGCUUGAAGAAAGAAUGGAGAAUGCACUAAUAAGGAUGGUAGCACAAAAACAAGUUAUUGAGUGGUAUUACAAUCGGAAAGCUCGCCUCAGAUACUUUAAGAUUGGGGACUACAUACUCAAGAAAGUUUUCCAAUCCACGAGGGAAGCCAACGCAGGAAAGUUAAGUCCAACUUGGGAAGGGCCUUAUAAGGUGCAUGGUAUCACAGGAAAAGGAGCAUAUGAGCUUGAAACUUUGGAUGACAAGAUUCUACCUUCAAAUUGCAAUGAUGUUCAUCUAAAGAGAUACUACUUCUAA
Messenger RNA from Nicotiana tabacum (common tobacco), 1824 nucleotides. NCBI's taxonomy places the organism in Eukaryota, Viridiplantae, Streptophyta, Magnoliopsida, Solanales, Solanaceae. The record is from RefSeq and is a predicted model, not a curated record.